ACAACAUCAAAUAAAAUCAAGACAACAAUGCCGUCCUAACUUGAAAUUCUCAUAUACUACUUACUAGAUUAGAUGCUGACAUAGUACUGUAGUGUUAUUAAUCCCUGUGGGCUCUUCCUCCUCUUCAAGUGUUUUAUUUUACUGCUCUUUUGAAGUGGAUUGGCAGCAUAAUUCCUUCCACAGAAUUACCCACUGCUCAUUCUCUCAUUUAUACAUAUUAAUACUUUGUUCUACUGGCUGUAAAUCAAAACAGCUGCUUCUGCUAGAGCUCACACCAGAAAAUCCAAGAAUAACACCCCAUUUCGUCUUUCUUCAAUUAUGAUUGCACAAAUAGCAGUAGCAACAACAGUUGGAGUACUGGGAUGGGCUUAUUUGGCAUUACUUAAGCCUCCCCCUCCAAAAGUUUGUGGCUCACCGGGUGGUCCUCCAGUGACUUCGCCAAGGAUCCAACUCAGCGAUGGGAGAUAUUUAUCCUACAAAGAGGAAGGCAUUGCCAAGGAGAAGGCAAAGUACAAGAUCAUUAUUGUUCAUGGCUUUGAUAGUUCUAAAGACUUGAAGUUACCUAUUUCUCAGGACCUCAUACAAGAGCUACAAAUAUAUCUCCUACAAUAUGAUCGUGCUGGUUAUGGAGAGAGUGAUCCACAUCCAAAGCGCUCAGUAAAGAGUGAAGCAUUUGACAUUGAGGAGCUAGCUGAUAAGUUGCAACUAGGACCCAAGUUCUAUGCGCUUGGCUUGUCCAUGGGAGCCUAUCCUCUGUGGAGUUGCCUAAAGUACAUACCGCAUAGGUUGGCUGGAGUUGCCCUUGUUGUUCCAUUUGUAAAUUACUGGUGGUCCUGUUAUCCUGCAAAACUAUCAAAAGAAGCUUUGGGAAAGAUGCUUCCUCAAGAUCAGCGAACAUUUCGGAUUGUACAUUAUGCCCCAUGGCUGGUUCAUUGGUGGAUGAACCAAAAGUGGUUCCGCGCUUUAAGUAUUACGGAAGGGAAUAUGGCCAUAUUUAGUCCUCCAGAUCUAGAAAUAGUGAAACAGUUAUCAGGUGCCCCUAGUCCUGGUCAGGAAAAAGUUCGACAGCAGGGCGAGUUUGAAUGUUUGUAUCGGGACAUGAUAAUAGCUUUUGGAAACUGGGACUUUGCUCCAACGGAGAUUACAAAUCCUUUUCCAAAUAACGAAGGUUCUGUCCAUCUUUGGCAAGGACACGAUGACAGAAUUAUCCCACGUGAACUCAACCGUUAUCUAGCAGAGAAGCUUCCGUGGACUCAAUAUCAUGAGGUUCCUAAUGCUGGACAUUUGUUAAUUUACAAUGCUAGUUUUUGUGAAACCAUCUUGAGGAAACUUUUGACUAGUUGAGUGAAACUGUAUGAUGUAAAUUUAGCAUCCAUCAUGUAUCUGUGAGUAAGACGGUAACUACCUUUGAUUAGCAACUUAACUGAUAAUUGUGAACUUCAUUAGCUUUUGUAAUAAAUCUGAGAUAAAAGUUUAUCAUUAUCUACUGUUUCAGCUAAGGUUCUCUUAUU
Messenger RNA from Nicotiana attenuata, 1511 nucleotides. RefSeq lists its product as uncharacterized. Lineage: Eukaryota; Viridiplantae; Streptophyta; Magnoliopsida; Solanales; Solanaceae. The transcript is spliced from 5 exons. The record is from RefSeq and is a predicted model, not a curated record. The coding region runs from base 319 to 1344 and encodes 341 amino acids.